Molecule: messenger RNA, 1011 nt
Organism: Penicillium macrosclerotiorum
Lineage: Eukaryota; Fungi; Ascomycota; Eurotiomycetes; Eurotiales; Aspergillaceae
Product: triglyceride lipase
Exons: 9
Coding region: 1-1011 (336 amino acids)
Molecular function (GO): triacylglycerol lipase activity
Source: RefSeq, a predicted model, not a curated record
AUGGGAGGAACCAUGGCUGCUGCCGCCCGGGUAUUAAAAAAACCAAUUUUUGAUUGUUCUACCUUUCCAUCACUUGACUAUGCGCCUUUUCGAACAUUCCACGCGUCGCCUCGCAGCGGUCCGAAGCCCUUCCUCGAGCCGCGCUUAGAGGACCACGGACGGGUUAUUCACGACCAAUACUCUGUUCUCAGAGACCAGUACGAUGUCCCAAAGCACCCAGUGGUAUUGGCACAUGGCCUCCUCGGCUUCGACGAGCUGCGCCUUGCUGGUCGCUAUUUCCCAGGUGUUCGGUACUGGCGUGGCAUUAAGGAAGCUCUUACUGCGCAGGGUGUUGAGGUCAUUACCGCUACGGUUCCUCCUUCAGCAUCGAUCGAAGAGCGGGCAGAAGCCCUAUUGCAGGAUAUCGAAACUGGAGCCCGAGGAAAGGAUGUCAACAUCAUCGCUCAUAGCAUGGGAGGUCUUGAUUCCCGAUACAUGAUUAGUCGUCUUCGACUGCAGAAGUUCAAAGUGCUAUCGCUGACCACUAUCGCAACACCACACCGAGGCUCCGCUGUUGCCGAUUAUGUCUUUGAUCAAAUUGGAGCCGAUCGCCUGCCGCAAAUCUACUACACCCUCGACAAACUGAGCGUGGAAACGGGUGCGUUUGCGCAGCUGACUCGGAAGUACAUGUCCGAAAAAUUCAAUCCUCAUGUUCCAGACAUGGAUGAUGUUCAGUAUUUCUCCUACGGUGCCGCAGUCGAGCCCAGUGUCUGGUCAGUUUUCCGCCUGUCCCACCGAAUCCUCGCCGAGGCAGAGGGCCCUAAUGAUGGGCUUGUCAGCGUCGCAAGCAGUCAGUGGGGAGGUGAGGCGGGAUACAAGGGGACCCUGGUAGGGGUCAGCCACCUUGACCUGAUCAACUGGACCAACCGACUCAAGUGGCUAGCCAGUGAGGUGACAGGCAAUCCACGGAAAUUUAACGCCAUCGCCUUCUAUUUGGAUAUUGCAGAUAUGCUAGCCAAGGAGGGCCUUUAA